This is a messenger RNA of Geodia barretti, 177 nucleotides long. NCBI's taxonomy places the organism in Eukaryota, Metazoa, Porifera, Demospongiae, Tetractinellida, Geodiidae. The record is from the annotation of a GenBank genome assembly.
UCACAUGCCGCGGCUGAUGUCCCCAGAGAUGGGAGGCCCGCCAGGAUCCAGCCAUAUUGUUCGUAUUGGCUGAUGAGGCCACUCUGGCGGGGGUUGUCGGGGCUGCUGGCAGCCCCGUACACCCCCAACCGGUCCCUCCGGGGGCAAUACCACACAACCAUUACACCAACGCCAUAC